Gossypium raimondii (Peruvian cotton) is the source of this 1199-nucleotide messenger RNA. RefSeq names its product myb-related protein 315. The coding region runs from base 223 to 954 and encodes 243 amino acids. The record is from RefSeq and is a predicted model, not a curated record. Lineage: Eukaryota; Viridiplantae; Streptophyta; Magnoliopsida; Malvales; Malvaceae. The transcript is spliced from 3 exons.
UAUCUUUCAUGCUUUUAAAAAUCAUCAAUUUUUAUUUAUGUUUUUGUGUUUCAAUCAUUAAUCUCCCUUCUUCAGCAGCAUAUUUGCCUUCCUUUUCUUUUUUUUAAAUGCUCGAGUGAGCUGGCUUUCAAGCUUAACAAUCUUUUUUCUUGGUGUCCAAGUUCCUUUUUAAGCACCCUUGUCACUGAGUUUUCUGCUUUAGCCUGAGUGAGUUUUGGAAAAAUGGGACGACAACCUUGUUGCGAUAAGGUCGGGUUAAAGCGCGGACCGUGGACGAUCGAGGAAGAUCAUAAGCUGAUGAACUUCAUACUCAACAAUGGCAUCCAUUGCUGGCGAACUGUUCCAAAGCUUGCAGGGUUGUUAAGGUGUGGGAAAAGUUGUAGGUUAAGAUGGAUUAAUUAUCUAAGACCUGACCUUAAGAGAGGGGCAUUUACCGAAUCCGAAGAGGAUCAGAUUAUUCAACUUCAUGGCCGUCUCGGAAACCGGUGGUCGAAGAUUGCAUCACAUUUUCCGGGGCGGACCGAUAACGAAAUCAAGAACCAUUGGAACACUCGAAUCAAGAAGAAGUUAAAGCUACUUGGGUUGGACCCUGUGACGCACAAGCCAAUUGAGAAAGUAGAGAAAAAUGAUGGGGAUUCGUCCAAUAAGUCAAAUGGUGAUGAUCAACAACAAGGCAUCGAAUUAGAUGAUGAUGAGAAAGUAGAGGGAAUUGAAUUAAGUUUGGAUGAAACAAAUGAUCUAUUCAACAGCUACCAAAUGUUAUGUGAGAGCUUUGAUUUGGAUUCAUGGCUGAACCAAGAUGCUGCAAACAACACUUGUUCUUCUUCAUACUCAAUGGAAGAAUCCUCCAACAAAUCUUCAACGGGGGAAACCAAUUCCACCAUUGGAGAAGAUUCUUUGAAGCAAUGGGUUGAUAGUGUGGAUUCAUUUCUCUCAUGGGAUAGCUUUAUUUAAUAAAACAAAAAAGCAAAUUUCAAAGGAACAAAAGUGUUUCCAUUGAAUGACAUAUGCUGCAAAAUGGGCAAUUGUUUGGGAGGAUUGAAGGUUUGAUAGUUGUGUAUGUCUUGUUUAAUUCUUUGUAGCCCUGUUUUUGUUCGUUCAAGCUUCCAACAAUUGACCAAAAGAGUUCUACAAGCUUGCCUCCUUUUGUAACUGUAAAUUUCAUCAUUAUGAAAGUUUCCAACGUUUACUUUAUUUAA